Anthonomus grandis grandis is the source of this 3252-nucleotide messenger RNA. RefSeq lists its product as uncharacterized. Lineage: Eukaryota; Metazoa; Arthropoda; Insecta; Coleoptera; Curculionidae. The transcript is spliced from 3 exons. Gene Ontology annotation, molecular function: protein dimerization activity. Bases 420 to 3170 code for a protein of 916 amino acids. The record is from RefSeq and is a predicted model, not a curated record.
ACGCUACGACAUAGUGUGUAAAUAGCAAAACGUACUUCUCACGGCAAAUAAAAUAAAAAAAUUACACAUUUCGUAAAAACUUUAGUUUUGUAUUUCGAUUUUAUAUUAGCCAAUAAAACGUACGAUAAUUCGUAAUGUAUAAACCGGCCUUAUUAGUGGUUAUAGGGAAAAAGAACACAAGAACUUUUUCUGAUUACUGAUUUGGAUUUGUAGAUGUAACAAAUACUAAAAAGCCAAAACAGUUAAUUACCGUUUUUCCGGAAGCUGAACAAAGUAAAGACAUUUUAAUUGAGGAGCCUGAAAAUGAAAACAUUGAAAGCUACACAUUUCAGGAAUCAGAACAUGAAACAGGAGAUGAUCACGAACAUUUUUCAGACCGCAUAAGCUCUAACUCUAAGACUCAACUUAAUAGUGAUUCGAUGGAUAACUUAGCUGAUCAGUUAAUAGUGCCUAAUUUCUCAUACGUGAAUCAAAAUCAAAAGUUCUUCAUGAAUCCUUCGGACAAAAAUUCCGAAAAUGACUUCAUCCAAGAACAGAGCGAGAAGGCAUCAUCACAAGUGGAGAAUAUUUCUUUGAAUUUUAACGUGAACGAAGAAGAAUUUGAUAAAACAAAGCCUUCCACAAGCCAAAAUAGUCAAGAAGACUUUGACAAUAAUGUGUCAGAUGAAGUAGACCACAAUAAUUGGUUUGAAUGCACUGGCAGUUUUGCUUCAUUAUUAGAUCAUUUAACUAAUGCUAAGAAUUUAUUAACUAAUAUCCAAACUGAUUGUAAUAUAGAUGAAUAUAUUACCAUUAUCCAGAUUUUGGAUAUUACUAAUACCAUUAAAGAAAAAUGUGAAUUAACACGAGUGUCGUGUGAAUCUUAUGUUUCCGUUUUAGAGAAGAAGCGUAGCAUUUACGAAGUAGAUAAACAUGUUGGAGAUAAUAUGAUGAUUCUACAUGACCCCGGCAUAAGACAAGAAAUUAAAACAGACAAAGAGCGAGACUUUCUCAUUGCAUUAGGACCCCACCAACCUAAUUUAAGAAUGUUUCCCAGCGAUGGUAAAAAUCGCUUCAAUUCUGGAUGGUAUAAAGAGUAUCCUUUCUUAGAAUAUAGCACAGCCAAGGAUGCUGCUUUUUGCUUUGUUUGUUUUUUAUUUCCCACUGGCGUAGGAAGGGAGAAAUCCGAGUUAGCUUGGAGUAAGAAUGGAGUCUCAUCAUGGGGAAAAAUGAAGAGCUCUGGAUCAAAAAAAUUAGGGAAGUUACAGCAACAUUUCAGUUCCGUCUCACAUAAACAAGCCUUGCGGGAUUAUGGUAAUUUUACUAAUAAAGCAAACAACAUUGAUAUUUUAAUUAACAAGGAACAAAGAGUUAGGAAAAUUGAAGAAGAACGCAUUCUUUGUCAAAAUACAGAAGUUGUCAGUAUUUUGUUUGAUGUGGCUAAAACAUUGGGUCGACAAGGAUUAGCAUUUCGAGGAAACGACGAAAAUGAUGGAAAUUUUGUUCAAAUUGUGCAGCUGCUUUCCCGUCACAAUCCAAUUCUUGGAAAAUGGCUAGCAGACAGAAAAUUGCGUCCUUACCAUGUAAGUUACAUGGGUGCCUCUUCUCAAAAUGAGUUUAUCGAAAUACUGGGUAAAGAAAUACAAAAAGAAGUUGUCUCGGAAGUAAUAAAAUGCCCGUUUUAUGCAGUGAUGGCGGAUCAUACUCCUGAUAUUUCAAACAAAGAAAUGCUAUCAAUUGUAGUUCGUUCAGUUGAUGAAAAUGGUUUACCAAGGGAAAGACUACUGUCUGUUAUGGAAUCAAAAAAUAAAACUGGGGAAGCCACCGCACAAGAUAUUCUGGAUACAUUCAUAAAGCAAAACAUUGCGCCAGCCAAUUUAGCCUUUCAAUCCUAUGACUGUGCUGCCUCAAUGUCUGGUAAAUUUAAAGGUGCGCAAAAAAAGCUGUCCGAGUUGGUGGGUCACAAUAUUUCUUACAUUCCAUGUCAAGCCCAUAGAACAAAUACAGCUUUGGAACAUAGUUGUCACGCUUCAUUUAUAGUGGCGGAAAUGUUUAACACGUUGGAGGAGCUAUACGUUUUUUUCAAUUCGAGCACCAAACGAUUUUUUGCAAUGAAAGAAAAAUUAGCUGAAGUGGAAAAUUCGAUUUUAAUAAGAAACUUAUCCAAAACAAGGUGGACCGCUCGGGCAGAAACGCUAAAAGCUAUUAGCAUAUCAUACGAGGAAAUACUUCAACUAUUAGAAGAUAUUUCAAAUGCUAAUGAUUAUUCAAUAGACAAUAAAAGCAAAUCCAAAGCAUUGGGUUUAUAUAAAAGAAUGUUGUGUUUCGAUUUUAUAGUAUGUUUAAUGUUCUUAAAAAAUAUAUUUUAUAAAAUGAAAAUAAUCACAGAAAUUCUGGAACAGGAUGAUCUGAAUAUCAUUGAUGCCGUAAAUAUGAUUUCUUUAACAUGUACUUCGUUACGAAAUAUUCGGAAUAGUGAAGAGGAUGUAAAUAAUUUAAUCGAAAGUGCCAUACAAUUUGCAGUAAAAUUAAAUGUUGAUCCGGAAACUGAUUUCCGAAAACAUCAUAGGAGGCGUCUUGUUCCAAAAAAAAUUGAUACAAAUAGGGAUAGCUCUGUUAAUAUUCCAUAUAAGCAGUUUUAUAGAAAAGAAUUUUAUCUUGUUCUGGAUACUUUAAUUAAGUUUUUAGAUGAAAAUUUGUCAGUUGUGCUUCAAAAUGUCUCACCAUUGACAAACUUAUUUUCUUUUCCUUUAAACAAAAAAAACAUAAUUUUAACACAAAUAGAACAGGCUAUCUUACUAUUUCCACCCAGUCACAAAAUUGAUGAAUUAGCUUUACAAGCGGAGUUAGAAAUAUUGUUUGAACUAUGUAGCAAGUCAGAAAAAGUUGUUAAGUCCAUGCAGGAUGUGAUGACAAUUGCUUCCCAAAAUAAACAGAUUUUUCCUAUAGCAUUUAAGUUUUGUAGAUUUAUACUAACAGCUGGAUAUUCGGUAGCAACUAAUGAAAGAAAGUUUAGUCUGCUUAAAUUUAUAAAAAAUGCCAGCCGUUCAAAAAUGAAUAACGAACGGCUAGACCUAAUCAUGGCUAUGAAAAGUGAAAGAGACAUUUUAGAUCGUUUAAAUAUUAAGAAUUUAGUAGCCCAAUGGGCAAAAUUAAAACAAAGAAGACUUAAGGUCAUAAGUAAUUUGUAAAUACUAGUUAAUAUAAGUUGUAAGUUUUGAAUAAGUUUACAGUGAAAGAACCGCACUAUAACCAGUAUACUUAUUUGUUAGA